CGCUGCACAUAGAAUUUGCAAGGAAAAGAACAGCGAACAAGAUAGUCGCUCGUUGGCCAAUAGUAUAGCACAGUCGCCUUACACAUCAUCGGGGCUCGGUCAUAAAUAUUUGAUACAGGGGCUUGCAAAGACAAGGUUAAGCAAUGGAUCGACCACCCACCGCAACUGUUUUCAUUGGAAAUAUACCAUACGAUGUUACAGAACAGAUGCUCGUUGACAUGUUCAGCCAGGCGGGGCCGAUCAAGUCGAUGCGCUUGGUGACGGACAAGGAUACCGGCAAGCCCAAAGGCUAUGGCUUCUGUGAAUUUCACGACGUGCAGACGGCGCAGUCUGCGGUCCGCAACCUCAAUAAAUAUGAGGUUAAUGGCCGAAUGUUGCGUGUGGAUUUCGCUGAUGAGCACGUAACUGACCCGCGUGGCAAGCGUGACAAAGAGCCCAGGGGAGGUCCCAGAGGAGGAGCAGGAGGAGGAGGUGGAGGUGGAAGGGAAGGCGACCAACUUGGGCUGGCUCCCGGGCCGCCCCCGGGGACCAGGCCCAUCGGCCGUGACACCGCCAACGCAGCCGCCACCCAGAUGAACGCGCUGCUCGGCAAUGCGCCGUACACGGGCCCCUCCCAGGACAAGAUCAGCACCGUGAUCGCGGGCAUGACGCCCAUCCAGCUGUUCGAGAUCCUGUCGCAGAUGCGCACGCUGUGCCAGCAGAACCACGCGGCCGCGAGGUCCAUCCUGGUGUCCAACCCACAGCUCACCAAGGCGCUGUUUCAGGCGCAAGUGCUGCUGGGCAUGGUGAAGGGCAGCGCCCCGCCGCCCUCCUCCAUGGCUGCGGCCGUGGCUCAGCAGCCGCUGCCGCCGCCGCAACAGCAGCCGCAGCAGCAGCCCCAACCCCAGCAGCAGCCCCAGCAACCGGCACCCGGUCCCAUGGGCCCUGGCCCACACAACUUGCCGCCUCUAGGCGCAGCGCCAGGACAGGCUCAGCCGCCUCCGCAGGGCAUGCAGGUUCAGUUCGCGAUGGCUGCUGGGCUGCCUGGGGCCUUCGUGGGGCCCUCGGGGCCGCAGGCGGGGCCGCAGCCGGUGACGGUGGUGGGCGGGAUGCCAGGACCCAUGCUCAUCGACCCCAGCACCGGCCUGCCGUACACCGUACCCCCUGGUGCCGUACUGGUCCCCACCACAGCCCCUCCCACCACAACGGCGCCACCACCACCUCAACAGCAGCAGCAACAGCAGCAGCAAGUCCUGCUGCCGCAACCCGCUCCUCAGCCCCAGCAGCAGCAGCAGCCACCUCAGAUGGUCGCGGCGGCGCCCGCGCCUGAUACCUCAGCCGCAGGAGCUGCCGCCCAGGGUGCCGCUGCUGCUGCUGCGGCGGCGGCUGCAGCUGCUGCAGCCGCACCUGCUGCUGCUGGGGCGGCGGCUGGCGGGCCGCCUGCGUCGGUACAGCUGCCGGCCAACCUGGCGCCGCAGCAGGCGCAGGUGUUGCAGCAGGUGCUGAGUCUGACGCCGGCGCAGAUAGACGCGUUGCCGCCCGCGCAGCGUCAGCAGGUGCUGUUGGUACGGCAGCAGCUUGGGCUGGGGGCGCCGCCGUCCUAGGAGGGGCUUGUUAGGGAGGUUGCAGGCAGGGCAGGGGUCGAAGGGGGGGCUUGUGUGGAUGUUUGUGUUUUGGGGAUGCAUGUGUGAGAUGGAUGCUGCGUGUCUUGUGGUGGGAUGUAUGAGCGUGGCGAUGCCGUGUACCCGUGUGGUGUAUAGGGUGAUGGAGAGUGGGGCAUGAUCUGUCGGCGGCGGUGUGUGGUGGAAGGGGUGGAGGGGCGGGCUUCCCUGAGGGUGGCAGGCGCAUGGAAGCAAAGAGGAGGUUGGGGUGCCAAACGGUGCUUGCUGCAUUGGACACUAGCUGAG
Molecule: messenger RNA, 1886 nt
Organism: Astrephomene gubernaculifera
Lineage: Eukaryota; Viridiplantae; Chlorophyta; Chlorophyceae; Chlamydomonadales; Astrephomenaceae
Source: the annotation of a GenBank genome assembly